Kwoniella shivajii is the source of this 1209-nucleotide messenger RNA. RefSeq lists its product as uncharacterized. NCBI's taxonomy places the organism in Eukaryota, Fungi, Basidiomycota, Tremellomycetes, Tremellales, Cryptococcaceae. The coding region runs from base 1 to 1209 and encodes 402 amino acids. The transcript is spliced from 5 exons. The record is from RefSeq and is a predicted model, not a curated record. Gene Ontology annotation, molecular function: hydrolase activity.
AUGUCAAUUUCUAGCUUCCCCGAGCCUAACGAGAGUCAGUGCUUGGAGGCUCUGCAAGGCUUGAUACGCAUCAAGUCGUACAGUAAGACAGAUGGUGAACUGGAAGCUACAGCCUACAUGGCUGAGCUGAUGGAGGCCGCUGGUUUGCGAGCGGAAGUCAGAAAAUUCGACAACGGUCAAAGACAAAAUGCUGUUGGUGUAUGGAAGGGUACCGGUGGUGGGAAAUCCCUGCUAUUCAAUGGUCAUGUAGAUACGAAUCCGGUGACAGAAGGCUGGACUGUUGAUCCUUGGGGAGGUGUCGUUAAAAACGGAAUGAUAUACGGUAUAGGCGUGUCAAAUAUGAAGGCUGGCUGUGCUGCAUAUCUGUGCGCUGUUAGAACAUUGAUGGCAUCUGGAUGGAAGCCAAAAGGAGAUGUGACUCUCACUCAUGUUGUUGGUGAAUUACAAGGAGGUCCAGGAACAGUCGCUUUGAUUGAACAGGGAUAUUGUAAUGUGGAUUACUUUGUAAACUGUGAGCCAAGCGACCUGAAGGCUAUAACUAUGCACGCCGAAAGUCAUAUCUUCCGGAUAGAGUUGACAGGUAUCACAAGGCAUAUGAGUAAAAGGGAUGAAGGUACAGAUGCUUUACUCGCGGCGACAGACUUGAUUCCUCGACUGGACAAGGUGAUAUUCGGAAAUGCGAAGAAUGAAGAUGUGGCGGCUUGUAAUAGAUGUCAUGUUGGAGUGGUUAGAGCAGGAUUAGGACGCGAAAUGGCUGAUUGGAGACCACCACAAGUUGCCGAUUUUGCUGUUAUUCGUGGUGCAGCGCGUUUUGGUCCAGGACAAACAAGCAUCGACGUCGAAACUGCUUUAGAAAUUAGUUGUAUGGAAACUCAACGAAAUUUCCCAGACCUGAAAUAUGAGAUUUUUAAUGAACGUGGGGACAGCAUGCCUUCUUUUGAGGUACCGAAAGAUGCGUAUAUAGUGAGAAGACUGAAUAAAGCCUAUGAGAAAGUGCGACCAGGGAAAAAGCAACCCACAGGGGCAUUGGCACCUCAGUGUUUCUAUGGAUCAGAUGCUGGACAUUUGUAUGUAAAAUUGGGAUUGGAAGGUAUAGUCUGUGGUCCCGGUGGGAAAUACAACACUAUGCCUGAUGAGCGAGUAGAAAUUGUCGAUUACAUGGACUGUAUACGGAUGUUUAUUCGGUUGAUAGUAGAUAUAUCGGGCUGA